Rotaria socialis is the source of this 1605-nucleotide messenger RNA. The record is from the annotation of a GenBank genome assembly. NCBI's taxonomy places the organism in Eukaryota, Metazoa, Rotifera, Eurotatoria, Philodinida, Philodinidae.
AUGGCAAAUUUACAACGGCCAAGUACAUCAUGUCAAAUGCACAGGCCAUCGUUAACUGAUGAAGGUAAUCAAGUUAAGAAUAAUAAUGGAAAACCUCUAUUAUCAAGAAGUUAUACAUUCGAUACCAUACGACCCAUUAAACAACAGUCACCAACAAAAUCUAUGCGAGUUUCGACACCAGCUGUUGAUCAACAGCCAUCACCACCCUCACAACAGCAGCAACAACAAGGACAACGUUUAGGUCGAAGUUUAUUGAGUAAUGAAAAUUGGCGACAAGAAACAAUGGGUGAUGUUCGUCUUAAUGCUAAAGUUAUUGAGCAAAGUGAUCAAAAUAUUUUGUUUGGAAAAGGUAUCGAUCCAUUACCACAUGUACGUGAAAUGCUUGCUGAAUUGAGUAACACGGAAGCAUUUCUUUAUGCACGUCAAUGUCGUGUUGUUGUUGCUAAACUACGCUUAUGUUGGACUGAUGUUAAUGAAGAAAUUAAAUCAUUAUCGAAACAUAAAGAAUAUACUGAAGCAGCUAUUGACCACAUUCGUAAAGAUUUAAUUAUUAACAAAGAGAGUGUCGAUAUGCGAAAAAAGCCUAAACGAGAAUCGGAACCAGACGGUGUUGAUGAUAUACUUGCAGCUGAGAAAUACCAUUUAAAUUCUAUUAAAAAGAUUUUAGAACUUACAUGCAAAAAUGUUGCUGAUCAAAUGCAGAAACUUGAUGACGUUCGUCAACGUGUAUCAAAAAUUGGUAAAGAACGUUCAUUAGUUACAGAACUUAUAUGCCAAUGUUUAACAAGUGCAUCGAGAGCCUUUGAAUUAACACGAGCUGAAAAAUUAGAAACGGCACAAAAUCGCCGACCACCACUGACUGCACCUCCACGACCAACAUCUGCAUUAGGUUGUCGACUCGUACGUUCGAGUAAUAAUAGUGCUCGGUUAGGUUUAUCUAAUUCAAAUUUACAUACUGCUACUGGUAAACCUGAAUCAACAUUAUUAGAUGAAAAUGGUUUACCUCUUAUUGGCCAUUUACUUGCUUUUACACCUGAUGUUAUUCAAGUAUUUCAAGACGCAGCUCAAUUAAUUGAAGAAUCGCGUGAAAUAAAAAAACAAACAAUCAAUCAAAUCAAAGAAGCAUUUAAUGAUGCUAAAGCUUAUUCAUUAACUAUUAAUCAAAGCGUUGCUCAAAAACUUGCGGAUAUUAUUACAUUAGCACAACAUUUAACCAUAUCACUCGGUGAGAACAUGCUUGCUCAAAAUCGAGCUCAACGCUGGUAUGAUCUAACCAUGAGUGCACAACGAGCAAAUGCAGGUCCACUCAGUUCAUCAUAUUUGAAAAUAGCUGAACGUCUUGAUCGACCUCUCAUUCGAACGUUUCAACAACAUCCAGGAAAUCAAAUGCCUGAAGCACAAAUGAAUUCGAAAGCAACAAGAAAUCUUCAACAAUCAGCUGAUAUAUCAAAUAAACAAAUGAAAACAUUAAAAAUUGUUGGACAACGACUACAAGGAAAUUUAAUCGAUAAAGAAAUUGCAUUAGAUAUUGAUUCGCAUCUUUUGCGUCAGCGUCGUGAACGAUCAAAUCAUAAAUGGGGUGUUACGAAAUAUGUACACGUUUAA